Molecule: messenger RNA, 760 nt
Organism: Spinacia oleracea (spinach)
Lineage: Eukaryota; Viridiplantae; Streptophyta; Magnoliopsida; Caryophyllales; Amaranthaceae
Product: protein FAR1-RELATED SEQUENCE 1-like
Exons: 2
Coding region: 1-627 (208 amino acids)
Molecular function (GO): zinc ion binding
Source: RefSeq, a predicted model, not a curated record
AUGGAAGAUUCAACCGUCACUUGCACAUGCAAAAACUUUGAAGAAUCUGGAUGGUUGUGCUUCCAUUGUUUAAGAAUAUUGCAUUUACAUUCAAUCAAUACAAUUCCAGAUCGUUACAUAACAACAAGAUGGAAUAGAUAUGCAAAGAAACAGAUAUGGGAAAGGGUUGAUACAAUAAAAAGGGAGAAAGGUGAAAUCAACAAUUUUACUGGUUGGAGAUUACAUAUGAUCAGAAGAUACUAUAACUUAAUUUUGAAAGGGCAUAAGAUAGCAAAGGCCAGAAAAUUUAUCGAGGAGAAGUUUAAAAUGGAUAAUAAAGCAGUUGAUGAAAUCAUAAAAAAGGAAGAAGAAAGGAAGGCAAAAGAAGAAGCUGCAAAGAUAGCAGAACAAGAAAAGGCAAAAGCUGAAGCACAACGAGAAACACAAGACGGGGAAUCAACUAAUUCUGAAAUAACAAUUGUGCUUGAUCCUGAUCGUGCUAAUACUAAAGGAAAGAGUAAGAAGAGAAUAAAGGGUCAAUAUGACAAUUACAAGCAGCCAUCAAAGAAAGGAAAAAAGAAACACAAAGAAUUUGGAUCCAAGACACCCAAUAUUCAAUUAUUUACACCUAAAGAACAACUAUUUUAGUGAUGUUCUUGUUUUAUUAUCAUAUACAGUUACUUCAACAUUUUUAAACAAAUUUAUUGAGUGUUUAUACUAUAGUUCUCCUUUACAAUACAUAGUUACUAUACAUUCAGUAUAGUAACUCUUUAUAAACACA